AUGGGAUCCCAGUCGUCGGGGGGCGCGACGGCGGGGUCGACCGCCGGCGCAGAGAUAUGGGGCCUUCUGCUGGCAGACCUCCAGACGCUGGACGGAUCGCUGCAGCUGGCGGCGCAGAGUUUUGGCGGCGAGGGGCUGGACAAGUCCCUCUCCGCCACAACCAAGCGAAGGAUGGGCAUCCGCAGCCUGGCUGGCAUUUCAGAUGGGAGGAAGAAGUUGCAGGAAAUCACACUGCAGCUGGCAGGCCUGCGUGAGGCCUCCCACAAUUGGCAGGCAGCUGUGGCACAGGCGGAGUCAAGUCGUGCCAGAGUUGCCCAGCAGCAUUUGCAAGUGGUGUCUGAGCUGCAAUCCACAAUGGACCAGUUGAGGACAUUGCAGGCUGAGAAACACGUUGCAGUCAGAGAUCUGGAUGCUGCAAGGAAGCAGGUCCAACAGCUGGAGACAGAAAAGAAAACAAUCGCUGCAUGCCUCCAGCAGAGAGAAGACGAGCUCGAGACAGCCCAGUUUGCUGCGCAGGAGGCUGGCCUCAAGGCCUCGAGAGCAAUGGAGGAGGCGGGAGAGCUGAGGCGACUGGCGCAGGAGGCGGAACGUGACGCGGACGAGGCCCGCUCGGCGCUGGAGGGUUUGAGGGCGGAGGAGCAGAAGGGGAGGGACCUGGUCGACAAGCAGCAAGAGGUACUGCCAUGUGAAAACAGGUGGUUGCCCAACUGA
Messenger RNA from Ostreobium quekettii, 711 nucleotides. Lineage: Eukaryota; Viridiplantae; Chlorophyta; Ulvophyceae; Bryopsidales; Ostreobiaceae. The record is from the annotation of a GenBank genome assembly.